AUGGCGUUGAAAAGUAUUAACAUAAGUGGAAACUUUGAGUGGUGCCCAUUUGAAGAAUACAAGAAUUAUUUGUUAUGCUUCAACUCACACAAUUUGUUAUAUUCUAAUAAUAAUAGUUUGAAUAAUUAUAUAUAUUUGUUAGAUAUAAAUUUGAAUAGUGAGAUAAGAAAUUUGGAGAUAGUAAAUAAGUUUAAUUUCGAAGAUGCAUUAAAAUAUGAGAAUGAUAUAAUAAAAGGAGGGAAUAAGAAUAAUAAGAAUAAGAACAAUAAUAAUAAUAAUAGUGUGAAUGAAUAUGUGACAUGUUUUGAAUGGAUGAAUGGUAAUAAUUUUGUAGACAUAAAUAAUAAUGACGACUUAAGUAAAGGUAUUAUUGUUGGUGGUUUGACAAAUGGUGAUAUAGUUUUAUUGAAUGCAAAGAAUAUAUUUGAAACGAAUAGAAAUUAUGAUAAUUUUAUUUUAAGUAAAAUAAGUAUGCAUGAGAAUAGUAUAAAUUGUUUAGAAUAUAAUAGACAUAAAAAUAAUUUAAUAGCUACAGGUGGUAAUGAUGGUCAAUUAUUUAUUACAGAUAUAGAAAAUAUAUAUUCACCUACAUCUUAUGAUCCAUUUUUAGAUAAAAAUAAUAUACAAAAAAUUACAUGUUUGAAUUGGAACAAAAAAGUUUCUCAUAUUUUAGCUACUUCAUCUAAUAAUGGAAAUACUGUAAUAUGGGAUUUAAAAAUAAAAAAAUCAGCUGUAAGUUUUAGAGACCCUCAUAGUAGAACAAAAACAUCUUCUUUAUCAUGGUUACAUAAUCAACCUACACAAAUUUUAAUUUCAUAUGAUGAUGAUAAAAAUCCAUGUUUACAAUUAUGGGAUUUAAGAAAUUCAAAUUAUCCAAUUAAAGAAAUAACUGGACAUUCUAAAGGUAUUAAUAAUAUAUGUUUUAGUCCUAUAGAUACGAAUUUAUUAUUAUCAUCUGGAAAAGAUGUUACGAAAUGUUGGUAUCUAAAUAAUCAAAAUUUUGAUAUUUUUAAUGAAAUCAAUAACUCAGCAAAUAAUAUCUAUUCCAAGUGGUCUCCAUAUAUACCUGAUUUAUUUGCAUCAUCAACAAAUAUGGAUACCAUACAAAUUAAUUCUAUAAAUAAUGGAAAUAACAUGACGAGUAAAUAUAUACCCGUAUUUUAUAAGAAGGAAGCUGGUAUAUGUAUAGGUUUUGGAGGCAAAAUAUGUACCUUUGAUAAUAACACAAAUAAUAUGGAUAUUAAUAACACAAAUAAUGCAAAUAAUAAUAACACUGGUGGUAAUACCUUUAAUAAUGAUACCUCAUGUGAUGGAGAAUAUGAUUCAAACAAUGGAAGAAAUAAAAAUACGCAAAAUAAAUUCCAAAUAAAAUAUCAUAUAUAUCCAACAGAUAUGGAACUUAUAUCAGAAGCAGAUAAAUUUGAAAAAUAUAUUACAAAUGGUAAUUAUAAAGAAUUUUGUGAAUCUAAAAUUGAAACAUGUGAUGAUGAACAUGAAAAACUUACAUGGAAAAUCUUACAUUUAUUAUGUACCUCUCAAAGAGGUGAUAUAGUAAAACAUUUAGGUCAUGAUAUUAAUAAUAUUAUAGAUAAAAUUAUGCAAACCAUUGGACAACAACCAGGAUUUAUUUUUAAAACUUUAAUUGACGAAAAAGAAAAUAAUAAUUUUAAUUCUUCAAAUCAAAUGAACCAAAAUAAUGUAUUAAAUGAUGAUCCGAAUAUUAUGAAUAAUAUAAACAAUAUGAAUAAUAUAAACAAUAUAAACAAUAUAAACAAUAUAAACAAUAUUAAUAGUAAUAGUAGGACUGGCACAAAUGUCAUGCAUAAUAAUGGACAAGGAUAUUUGGGAGAUACAAAUAAUAAUGAAGAACAUUUUAAUAGUAAUUUCGAUUUAGAUCCUGAGAAAUUUUUUAGAGAAUUAGGUGAGAAAACUGAAAAUGAAAAAAUCAAACAAAAUGUAGUAGAUAUAUCAGGUAAUGAUGAAAAUGGGUUAAAUUGUUCUAUUAAAGGAAAAGAAAAUAAGACAAAGAAUAAAAAAAAUGACAUAAUAACAGAUGAUAAUAAUAAUAAUAGUAAUAAUAUUGGUGAACAUAAUAAUAUGAAUGGUGAAAAUGCUUCAGAACAUUUUGUAAAUGAAAAAAAUAAUACAAAUAAUUGGAAUUUAGGUAUCGAAUCAAUAAUAAAAGAAUGCGUAUUAAUAGGAAAUAUUGAAACAGCUGUUGAAUUAUGUUUACAUAAAAAUAGAAUGGCUGAUGCUUUAUUAUUAUCAUCUUUUGGUGGUGAACAAUUAUGGCAUAAAACCAAAACAAUAUAUAUAAAAAAACAAAAUGACAAUUUUUUAAAAAAUAUUAAUUAUGUAUUAGAUGAUAAAUUAGAAAAUUUAAUAAAUAAUGUUGAUUUAAAUUCUUGGGAAGAAGCUUUAUCUAUAUUAUGUACAUAUGCAAUUAAUAACCCCAAUUUUAAUUCUUUAUGUGAAAUGUUAGCUAAAAGAUUACAAAAUGAAAAAUUUGAUAUACGUGCUGCAUCUAUAUGUUAUUUAUGUGCAUGCAACUUUUCAGAGACAGUCGAAAUAUGGAAUAAUAUGCCAUCCAAAAAAACAUCUUUAUUAAAUGUUUUACAAGAUAUGGUGGAGAAAAUGACUAUAUUGAAAAUGAUUAUUAAAUAUGACAAUUUUAAUGCUAUCAUGAAUCAAAAAAUAAGUCAAUAUGCUGAAUUAUUAGCAAAUUCGGGUAGAUUAAAAGCAGCUAUGACCUUUUUAUGUUUAAUACAACAUGAUCAAAGUAUAGAAAGUUUAAUAUUAAGAGAUCGUAUUUAUAAUAGUGCUAAUCAUGUUUUAUGUCAGCAAAUUAAGGCACCUGUAUCACCAUUCCAAAUUAUUGAUAUAAAACCAUCACCAAAUGUAUAUCAAAAUAAUAUGUAUCAUAAUAAUAAUAUGAAUAGUAAUAUGAAUAGUAGUAAUAAUAAGGUUUUAUCGUCUGUACAUCAACCAGUGCCACCAUUCAAUCAAAGUAAUGUAAACAGAAUGUAUACAUCAACAAGUAAUAUUAUGAAUAAUAAUAAUAAUAAUAAUAAUAAUAAUACGGUGAAUCCCAAUUUUAAAAGUGUCAUACCUCCACCUUUACCUAUGAAAACACAAAUCAUUAAUUCAACAUCAUCCUUACAACCACCACCUUCAGUACCACCAACAAAAUUUCAUACACAAAUUAUUAACAAUACAAUGAAUAAUAGAUCAUCCAUUUCAACUACUACAAAGAAUUUUCCAACAUCUAAUCUUAAUUCAGUAGUACCACCACCAAUGAAUAAUAUGAAUACAAACAUAUCACAUGGGUCUAAUGUAACUCCUCCAUAUAUGUCUCAAUCAAACAUUAAUAAUAACAUGAAUAAUAAUAAUAAUAAUACCAUGAAUCCAGCAUAUCCAUCUUUACCAAAAUUUCCUAAUUACAAUAUAAAUUCACAAGUACAAUCAAAUUCAACAAUUCAAGAAAAACAAUUAACAUCACCAAUGUUUUCUUCACAUUCUUAUGGAAAUAUAAAUAAAACACAAACUACUAAUAAUGCUGUUGUAACACCACCAAUGCCAUCUAACCAAUUAAAUAAUACUAGAUCAAGUUUUGCAGAUAUUCAAAAUGUUGUACCUCCACCAAGUAAUAAAAACCAAUCCAUAUCUUCAACUGCAAAUUUGAAUUAUCAACAUGAUAAUCAAUUUAACAAAAGAGAAUGUGUCGAUCAGCCAAGUUAUCCUAUGACCAACCAGUCACCUAUGUUUUCGAUGAACCAUACUAUGCAGAAAAAAAAUAUUCCUGGUGGAUUCCAGGACAAUACUAGCCAAAUGAAUUAUGGCAUGCAACCUACUGGUUCACCCCCUCCAUCAAGUCUCAGUACAACAUCCCCUAUAGCAGGCGCUUUGACGGUGACACCCGGAAUGCCCGUUCCUUGGCCAAUUCCAACGACAACACAACAGCUGGGAUCAACCACCCAAUCUACUGCCAACGAAAAUAAAAAAAUACAGACAGCCACCAAAGAACAAAACGGAGUGCUAAUGAAUAGAAACCAUAUUGAAAAUAUCAAGAAAACCAUAAGUAAUUUAUUAAAUAUUUAUACGAGUCAAGAAUCUGUAAAGAAAAAAGCUGAUGAUGUGUCUUCAAAGGUAUAUGAGUUGUUUGAAAAAUUAGAUUGUGGUGCUUUCAAUGAACAGAUAAAUGAUAGUCUAUUAAAUUUGGUUAAUUCUAUAAAUGCUAAUGAUUUUAAAACAACCAAUAAAAUAAUAGUAGAUCUAAGUAGAAACUUGUGGGAUGGCAGCAAUAAAGCAUGGAUUAUGGGAGUAAAACAUAUAAUACCAAAAUGUUAA
This is a messenger RNA of Plasmodium adleri (nom. inval.), 4347 nucleotides long. Its product is annotated as protein transport protein SEC31. The coding region runs from base 1 to 4347 and encodes 1448 amino acids. Gene Ontology annotation, molecular function: protein binding; structural molecule activity. The transcript is spliced from 4 exons. Lineage: Eukaryota; Apicomplexa; Aconoidasida; Haemosporida; Plasmodiidae. The record is from RefSeq and is a predicted model, not a curated record. Gene Ontology annotation, biological process: endoplasmic reticulum organization; COPII-coated vesicle cargo loading; intracellular protein transport. Gene Ontology annotation, cellular component: endoplasmic reticulum exit site; COPII vesicle coat.